Molecule: messenger RNA, 1902 nt
Organism: Scomber scombrus (Atlantic mackerel)
Lineage: Eukaryota; Metazoa; Chordata; Actinopteri; Scombriformes; Scombridae
Gene: phf19
Product: PHD finger protein 19
Exons: 13
Coding region: 1-1665 (554 amino acids)
Biological process (GO): regulation of DNA-templated transcription; chromatin organization
Cellular component (GO): nucleus
Molecular function (GO): DNA binding; chromatin binding
Source: RefSeq, a predicted model, not a curated record
AUGUAUGAGGACCUGAUUGAAGCCCUCUGUGGUCUGGAGCCUCAGGUGUCUCCAGGUGGGGGUCGGAGGGGGCGUGGCCUGGAGGAGGACGAAGGGGCGGGGUCUAGUCUGAGUGUGGGACAGUUCGUCCUCUGUCAUUGGUCAGAUGGACUGUACUACCUGGGCAAGAUCCAGAGGGUGAGCCCCCCCAGGCAGAGCUGCUUCGUCACGUUUGAAGAUAACUCAAAGUUUUGGGUUCUCUGGAAGGACAUCCAACACGCUGGAGUGCCGGGGGAGGAGCCUCGCUGCUCUGUGUGUCGGGAGGCGGGGCCAAACUGUGACAGCCAAUUAAACCAAAGCAACCAGAUCCUGAUCUGUGGGAAGUGCGGCAUUGGUUUCCAUCAGCAGUGCCACGUUCCUCCUGUAGAGGGCAGCAGUGUGGUCAGCCCCUGGUUCUGCCGCCGCUGCGUCUUCGCCCUGGCUGUCCGGAAAGGGGGCGCUCUGAAGAAGGGGCCAAUCAGCAGAGCUCUGUCAGCCAUGAAGCAGGUGCUGUCCUAUCACCUGGACUCUCUGGACUGGGACUCUCAGCACCGGACCAAUCAGCAGCAGUGUUACUGCUACUGUGGCGGCCCUGGAGAGUGGUACCUGAAGAUGCUGCAGUGCUUCAGGUGCCAGCAGUGGUUCCAUGAAGCGUGCACUCAGUGUCUGCAGGAGUCUAUGAUGUUUGGAGACAGGUUCUACCUCUUCAUGUGCUCGGUCUGUAAUAAAGGCUCAGAGUAUGUCCGCAGACUGUCCCUGAGGUGGGUCGACGUGGUUCACCUGGUUCUCUACAACCUGUCAGUCAGCAGCAAGAAGAAAUACUUCGAGAUGGACGAGAUCCUGGCCUUCGUCUCCGCUAACUGGGACCAUCUGCAGCUAGGGAAGCUGUCUAACACGCCUCCAGCAGAAAGGCCUCAGCACCUGCUGGACGCUCUGAACAAAUACAAGAGCAAGUUUCUAUGUGGGAAGGAGAUAAAGAAGAGGAAGUGCAUCUUCCGUCUGAGGAAUCGAGUCCCUCCCAACCCCCCCAAUAAGCUCUUUCCGGAGCGCGCUCAGAGCGAUGGAGGGCGAGGUCUGAAGAAGGGUGUGGCCAGGAACAGUGCUUCAGCGGAGAGGAGGAAGAGGAAGUCCAAGUGGCUGCUAGAAGAUGCCAUUCCUAAUAGCGAGCUGUCCUGCAGUUGGACGUCUAACCAUCACAUGGCGAACAUCUUUGAUUUCACUCUGGACGAACUGCAGAGUCUGAAGAGUAGCUCCAGUAGAACAGUGAGUAUUGAUCAGGACUCCACUGAUGCGUCUACUUCAGGUUCUGCUUCUACCAGCGCCUCCUAUCACUUCAGGAGGAGGGUGGGCAGCAGGAAGAGGAAGUUGCCUAGCAACAGCUACAGCCAAUGGGCCAAUCACAGCGAGGCAGGGGAGGAGCCUGCUGGGAUCCUGGAGGACCAAGAAUCAUCAGACCCCUCCCACUUCCUGUCAGACCCCUCCCAGCUCCCCUCUGACUCCUCCCACCUCCACUCCUCCAUCUCCUCGUACUUCGGCGUGUCGGGCCGGCUGACCAAUGGGGAGAGGUACCAGGUGCUGGCUCGGCGAGUCACGGCUCAGGGGACGGUCCAGUACCUGCUGGAGUGGGAGGGGACGACGCCUUAUUAGGACGUCACGUGAUGCUUUGAUUCCUCUUCCUCACAUGAUUGGUCCCCUGUUACAUGUUUCCAUGACGACAGCUUUGUUUAUGUUGUUGUUUUUAAAUGUUUACAGUCCAAGACGGUUUUAUUUUAUUUGACUUUUCAACCUAUUUAGUCGUAAGUUGCCUAGCAACAACUUCUUUAAAAAAAAGGAGUCCCAAAUGGGUCGCACUCAAGUCCCUGAUCUGUUAGUGCUGAGCUUCAG